AUGUUUCAACUGCCAAUCUUGAAUUUUAGCCCCCAGCAGGUAGCGGGGGUUUGCGAGACUUUAGAGGAGAGCGGGGAUAUUGAACGGCUCGGACGCUUUCUUUGGUCGCUGCCAGUCGCGCCGGCUGCCUGCGACGCGCUCAACAAGAAUGAGUCGGUCCUGAGAGCGCGAGCCAUCGUGGCCUUCCACACCGGGAACUUUCGCGAGCUCUAUCACAUUUUAGAAACCCACAAAUUCACCAAAGAAUCUCACUCCAAACUGCAGGCCCUUUGGCUGGAGUCGCACUACCAGGAGGCGGAGAAGCUGAGGGGCCGCCCGCUCGGACCGGUGGAUAAGUACAGGGUCAGGAAGAAGUUCCCACUGCCCAGGACGAUUUGGGACGGGGAACAGAAGACUCACUGCUUCAAGGAGAGAACCCGACAUUUGCUCAGAGAAUGGUACCUACAGGACCCAUACCCGAACCCUAGCAAAAAGAAGGAGCUCGCGCAGGCUACGGGACUCACUCCCACACAAGUGGGAAACUGGUUCAAAAACCGCAGACAAAGGGACAGAGCUGCGGCCGCAAAAAACAGGCUACAACAGCAGGUUUUGUCCCACGGUUCCGUUCGGUCUCUAGCGGAGGAGGACGGCAGUGUGGACCGACUCGGUACCGCAUCGAGCCCCGAGGCGAGUCUGUCGAGGAAAGCCGCUGCUUCGGCAAUCUCAAUCACUUCCAGCGACAGCGAAUGUGACAUUUAA
Megalops cyprinoides (Indo-Pacific tarpon) is the source of this 738-nucleotide messenger RNA. RefSeq names its product homeobox protein SIX6-like. Gene Ontology annotation, molecular function: RNA polymerase II cis-regulatory region sequence-specific DNA binding; DNA-binding transcription factor activity, RNA polymerase II-specific. The coding region runs from base 1 to 738 and encodes 245 amino acids. Gene Ontology annotation, biological process: regulation of transcription by RNA polymerase II; eye development. Gene Ontology annotation, cellular component: nucleus; transcription regulator complex. The transcript has 2 exons. The record is from RefSeq and is a predicted model, not a curated record. NCBI's taxonomy places the organism in Eukaryota, Metazoa, Chordata, Actinopteri, Elopiformes, Megalopidae.